Sardina pilchardus (European sardine) is the source of this 5418-nucleotide messenger RNA. RefSeq names its product discs, large (Drosophila) homolog-associated protein 1a (gene dlgap1a). The transcript is spliced from 12 exons. Bases 1 to 3168 code for a protein of 1055 amino acids. The record is from RefSeq and is a predicted model, not a curated record. Gene Ontology annotation, cellular component: glutamatergic synapse; postsynaptic specialization. Gene Ontology annotation, biological process: signaling. NCBI's taxonomy places the organism in Eukaryota, Metazoa, Chordata, Actinopteri, Clupeiformes, Clupeidae. Gene Ontology annotation, molecular function: molecular adaptor activity.
AUGAAGGGGCUGUCCAGCAGCCGCAGCCACCACCACGUGAUGGCCUGCGAGCCCUCGUACGACAUGAUGGGCUACCACCACCACGCCGCCGCCGAGCGCAGCAAGCCGUACCUCAUCAGCCAGGUGGACGCGCCGCACCCGGCCGACCACCCCUACUACGCCCAGCGCAGCGUCACCUCCUCGCCGUACCAGCCCGACUGCGUGGUGCCGUACGGGACCUUCCCGCGCCGCCACUACAGCUCGCACCACGAGCUCAAGGACGAGUGCGCCCUGGUGCCCUACGUGGGCGGCGGCGGCGGCGGCGGGGGCAGCGGCUCGGUCAAGGGCAACCGGAUGCCCGUCAACCUGCUGGACCAGUUCGAGCGGCAGCUGCCGGCGGUGGCGAUGGCGGCGGCGUCGUCGCGCGACGGCUACCACACGCUGCAGUACAAGCGCACGGCGGCGCUGGAGCAGCGCAGCGACAGCCCCGGGCGCAUCCGCCACCUGGUGCACUCCGUCCAGAAGCUCUUCACCAAGUCCCACUCGCUGGAGGGCCCCCACCAGGUGCACCACCACCACUCCAAGGGCAGCGUGAACGGAGGGAGCUGCAAGGUGAGCCCCGACAGCGAGACGCCCACGCUGCGCCAGCGCAAGCGCAGCAAGAGCCGCGAGCGCUGCAAGUCGGCCGAGCCCAAGAACCGCAUCGCGUCGCCGCACGGCGCGCCUGCCUCGGGCUACUGGAGCUCGGACGACAACCUGGAGCGCGACGUGUGCCUCUACCGCAGCCCCACCGUGCCCUCGGCCGGCGUCAUGACCAUGGGCCGCCACCCGGACAAGUCGCAGUCGCAGUACUUCCUGGAGGCCUACAACACCAUCAGCGAGCACACGCUCAAGACGUCGCGGAGCAACAACGACGUGGGCAAGUGCUCGACGUGCGCCAUCGGCGGCGGCGGCGGCGGCCUUAGUGGGCCGCUGGCCGUGGAGGCCGCCCAGCAGCUGGUCAAGAAGAGCUCGUGGUCGUCCUCUCUCACGGUGAGCAGGGCCCGGGAAGUCUACCAGAAGGCCUCGGUGGUAAAUGUAGAUAAGGCGCUAGUGAAAGCUGAGGCUUGUCAGCAGGAGCGCUCUUGCCAAUACCUGCAGGUGCCGCAGGACGACUGGGGCGGAGGCUUCACGCCGCUGGCCAAGGAGGACGACAUCCCGUGCCGGCGCAUGCGCAGCGGCAGCUACGUCAAGGCCAUGGCGGAGGAGGACAGCGGCGACUCGGACGGCAGCCCCAAGCCCUCGCCCAAGAUGCAGGCGCGGCGGGCCAGCUACCUCAAAGCCACGCAGCCCUCGCUGACCGAGAUGACCACUCUAAAGAUCUCCACCGAGCACUCGCCGAAGCUGCAGAUCCGGAGCCACAGCUACCUGCGGGCGGUGAGUGAGGUUUCCAUCAAUAGGAGCCUGGACAGCCUGGACCCCAAAGCCCUGCUCGCCUCACCCCAAUACCGCUCGCGAAACGAGAGCUACAUGAGGGCAAUGAGCACCAUCAGCCAGAUCGAGGCCGUGUGCGAGUCGGUGUUCAGCGAGAUGGAGUCGCAGGCGGUGGACGCGCUGGACCUGCCGGUGCCCGGCUGCUUCCGCAUGCGCAGCCACAGCUACGUGCGCGCCAUCGACCAGGGCUGCUCGCAGGACGACGAGGUCGGACCGCUGCUGCCCGCCUCGCCGCCCCGGACCACCACCACCGUCCGCACCAUCCAGAGUAGCACAGUGUCCUCCUGCAUCACCACCUAUAAGAAGACGCCUCCGCCCGUGCCCCCGCGCACCUCCACCAAGCCCUUCAUCUCCAUCACGGCGCAGAGCAGCACCGAGUCGGCGCAGGACGCCUACAUGGAGGGCGGGGUGGGCCCGCGGGGCAUGGGCAUGGGCAUGGGCGGCGGCAGCGGCGAGGGCCGGGCGCUGCACUCGGGCCUGAGCAACUCCACGGAGAGCAUCGACAGCAUGAAGGCGCUGACCGCCGCCAUCGAGGCGGCCAACGCCCAGAUCCACGGGCCGGCCAGCCAGCACGUGAGCAGCAGCAGCGCCAUCGCCGCCAUGGCCCUCUCGCUGGCCAGCUCCAGCGCCUGCACCUCCGCCUCGCCCUCCCCCGCGCCCUCCAUGCUGCUGCCCUCAGCCGAGGAGGCGCGGCGCGAGGCCCUGCGCAAGAGCCGCUGCCUCUCCAUCGGCAUCCAGGACCCGUCGAAAUUCCAGUCGGUGGGAAUUCAAGUGGAGGAGGAAAGAGCCGUGACGACGGCCGUGCAGGCCGACCUGGACACGCACGAGCUGGCGGAGAGCCCCGGCGAGUCGCCCGACGCCGAGCUGCCCGUCGCCGCCACGGCCUCCACGGCCUCCACCUCCACCUCGGCCUCGGCCUCGGCCUCGGGCGCCUCCACGCCGGGCGUCCUGUCGCGGCAGUACUCGCGCGACGCCGCCACCUCCACCGUCAGCAUCCAGGGCUCGGGCAACCACUACCACGCGUGCACCUCCGACGACUACGAGGACGUGGUGGGCUUCGACCCGUCCAUCCUGCCGCCGCCCGACCCGUGGAUCGACAGCGUGACGGAGGACCCGCUGGAGGUGGUGGGCCGCUCGGUGUGCCAGCGCGACGGGCACUGGUUCCUCAAGCUGCUGCAGGCCGAGACGGAGCGCAUGGAGGGCUGGUGCCGCCAGAUGGAGCAGGACGAGCAGGAGAACGAGCUGCCCGACGACAUCCUGGGGAAGAUCCGCAGUGCUGUGGGCAGUGCUCAGCUUCUCAUGUCUCAGAAAUUCCAGCAGUUCAGAGAGCUCUGUGAGGAGAACCUGAACCCCAAUGCCCACCCCCGGCCCGUGGCCCAGGAUCUGGCUGGGUUCUGGGACAUGCUGCAGCUGUCCAUCGAGAACAUCAGCCUCAAGUUCGACGAGCUGCACCAGCUCAAAGCCAACAACUGGAGGCCCCUGGACCCACCUGAGCGCAAGGAGCGCAAGCUGCCUCCCCCAGUGCCAAAGAAACCCCCGAAAGGCCACCCGCCGCUGGCCAGAGACCGCUCUCUGGAGAGCACCGAGAAGCAGCGGCAGGAGGCGCGCAAGCGGCUGAUGGCGGCCAAGCGGGCCGCGUCGGUGCGGCAAAACUCGGCCACGGAGAGCGCAGACAGCAUUGAGAUCUAUAUCCCGGAGGCCCAGACCCGAUUAUAAGCCUCUGUGAUGACUUCUUACACACACACACACACACGCACACACACACGCGCACACACACACACACUUAUUUGCACACACACACACACACACACUUGCUCUUGCACUUACUCACCACCCUAAAACACUAGAGCCUAGGCCAUAUUAAAGAAUAGCUCCUCAGGCGUACAGUGGACUGUAAGCCACAUGCACACUCACCAACUCAAUCACUCAAAGACUCUCUUACAUCGAAUCAAACUAUAUAAAUGCAUACAUACCAUAUAGAUUUGUAUUCACACUGCCAAUGCCAGGCUGGGGAUGUAGUUACAGCACAUACACACACUCACACACACACACACACACACACACACACACACACACACACACACACACACACACACACACACACACACACACAAAGACAUAUCUAACUGUUUGAACUGACAGACAAACAUAGACAUAUUUGUAUCUUUUCUCGUACUCGGACAGCCAUCUCAGACACACUGACGUAGAGACAUGUGCAUAGCACAAGCGCACUCAACGGGACGGGCAUCGGCAUGGGCACAACCCCGGGCACAAACACAGACGCACUUACCACUGAGGUGACAGGGCAGGGUGCUUGUAAAAUAAUCUCUCAUGUGUCUCUUUUUUUUCUGUAGGGGAUAAGAGGAAUGCCACACAUUUAGUUCUCUGUCUCUUUUCCUCCACCCCUCCUUCAACUUCCCCUCUUCAUCCCUCUCUUUCUCUCUCUCACUCCAAACCACCAGAUUAUAGCCCUCGACCAAACGCUUUCAUGUAGGUUCUGUCCAGUAAAAGGAAACAAAAAAUGUUGGAAAAAAAAAACGGACCCUUCUCAUCCAAAGGCUCUGCCAGUGCCACUGUUGUAUCUCAUGAUCUGCAUCACCAGUCUCCCGUAGGCACCGUCCAGUAUUCAACCCGUACGCCUGGUCAUCGGCCUUCCUGCCGGUUCGGCAGGUCGCACCCCGUGAUUUUUAUUUCCCUCAAAAAACGAGGCCAAGGCGUUCCAAGAGUGAUUGCUGAAACGGAAUGUCAACCUAGGACAAAAAAAAAAAAAGCAACACACGAGAAUGAACAUCUGCCGCAUCAGACGCUCUCUCUAAUAGCCAUUCUUUCCGGUUGUGCUACGCCGGGACUUCUCUGCACACUCGAGGCCAUGUUAUUGUGUGUGGUGUUUGGAUGGUGGAGUGGGCCCCGGCUUAAGAUGGCUGCCUUUCGCACAAUGUUGGAUACCAGAAACAUUUCACAGACUGAUUCACCAGAUGCCACUACUGCCCGUCUGAAGCGAUUCGUCCACCUUUCUUUCUUCUUUGUUUUUUUUUAUGUUUGAUUGUACCAUAAUUGGAAAACAACAAUGGUGAACACAGAACAGGGUAUAAAAUGCUUAAGCAAUAUUUGUUUGGAGUGCAAACGGACAAACAACCGUGGCCAUGUGUGCGCUGUAACCUUGUGGUGUGGAGAUCCUUUUUUUUUUUGGCAAAGGUUGGCUCACAGACUAUGAAAAGGAUGCCUUCACUAUUCUGUAGCUAAAUAUCUGUUUCUUUUUAAUGCUGAUGCUUGCUAUUGUGAACGAGAGUCAUUGCUCUUACACCAGAGAGAGAAUGUAUUUUCUCUCUCAGAACCUCUCAUGUCAUUUGUGGGUUAUCCCAAGAACACACACUAUUCUUUCAUGUAUAUUUCAAUAAGCGACUUCCUGGUCUAUUUCUAGAAUGGGGAUCUUAUGUGAAUUUGUAUGUUAACUCUCAGAGGGGCUCUGGCACUCUAAAACACACACACACACACACACACACACACACACACACAAACACACACACACACCACAACACUAAAAAGUGACAGGACUUCUAAAUGCAAUGUUUCACCUGAUUUUGUUUUUCUACAUGAUCUAUUUCCAGUAGCAAGUUCAGUGGCUUACUGAUUAUUCUCUCGAAACUUUCUCUUGAACUCGGCUGUCUUUCUGGCGUUCGUGGGAAAGGCGUGUUAGCGUAAGCAGGUGUGGUGAGUCCCGGGUGUGGGGGGGCGCGCGUGCGUCUGAGAGGACCCAGUGAGUCGCCCUGUCAAACCCUGCGGCCUGGUGGACACAGAGCAGUUCAACUCUCAGGAAGAGGUGGGGAUGUGGCUGGUGCAGCAAAAAUCAGGGUCUCCCGCUGGUGGUGUUCUCCCUCUGUGUGUGCGUGUUUGUGUGUAUGUUUGUGUGUGUGUGUGUGUGUGUGUGUGCGUGCGUGUGUGUGUUUUGAGAGAAUGUGAGCUGGC